CCUAAUUUUACUAUUAUAGCGUUAAGCAACCUUUGGAAAUCGUGUUUCAAAUCCUUUUACGUCCAUCUAUCGAGACAGCUCCACAUAAACGAAACCCAGCAUAUGCUCCUAAACAAAGCGGACAUUUCACAAUUUUCGCACACAGUCCUUAUGAUUUCAAUUACUCCUAUUCAUUAAAACCAGCGACGCGUUUUUCGGUUAAUUCGCGCACGUUUCGAAAUAUUUUUUAGCCGUUCUUGAGGCCGGCUUUGUAGAACAUCCGGUAGAUGAUAAUCUGGCACGCAGGUAUUCGCAUCGGUAUGGUGUUUUGGCCGGAAAUCGAACAAAAGGGUAAAACCGGAAGAGUUGUUACACGGACACUAGGUCGAAACAUAUUUGUUAUGAUCAUUAUUUAUUUUCACGUAGUACCCAUAUCGCGCGCAAUAAUGUCGCAGUAAUGUUGGCCGCUGUUAUUUUCGUAAAUAUCUUCUUCGUCGUGCUCAGCAAUUGUCAAAAGUGGCAGCAGGAAAGGCAGCCCGUCGUAAGGAUCCAACAAGGUCUUCUGGCUGGGGUGGCGGUUGAUACAGAGUCAUCUAAAAUCGUCAACAGUUAUCUGGGUGUACCUUACGCCGCGCCCCCUGUAGACAGUCUAAGGUUUUCGUCCCCAGCGAGACACUUAGGGUGGAACGGGACAUAUGAUGCAACCAAUUUUAGGUCCAGAUGUCCCCAAUUACCUCUACGGCUUGGCGUAACCAAUGAAGAUUGCUUGCAUCUCAGUAUUUGGUCGCCAUCUAAUUUAGGGAAUUACGCACCUUUACCAGUCGUGGUGUUCUUCGAAGGUUUGGACUUUUUCCAAAGUAGCUCCAUUCCAGUAUCAGGCCAAGACUUAGCAGCCGAAGGCAUAGUAGUUGUCACUGUGAAUUACAGGUUAAAUAUAUUCGGUUUCUUUUGCCUUGGCACUGCCGAAUCUAGAGGAAAUCUUGGGUUGCUAGACCAGUACUUUGCUCUGUUAUGGAUCAGAGAGAACAUCAAACAGUUUGGGGGUGAUCCUGAGAAAAUUACUCUGUUCGGGUAUUCGUCUGGCGCUGUUAGUGUGGCAUUGCAUAUGGUCUCGCCAAGAACUGCCGGUUUGUUUCAAAGAGCUAUAAUUUCGUCCGGAAGCGUGGUCACACCGUGGCAGAUUAAUAACGAUCCCACAGUCGCAUCCAAGGAAAUUAUAAGAUUGCUAGGUUGCAACGCGUAUACUCUCGAUAUACUCGGAUGCCUUCGAGCGAAGAAAGCAGAAGAAAUCCUGGAGGCACUUCAAGAAUACUCAGAGUCUCGGAAUUGGACGGACAUGUUUCUACCGGUGGUGGAUAAUUUCCUUCCGGAAAAUAACAGGUACUUACCUGUAGAACUGUCGAAGGCCUUAAAGGAAGGUACGUUUCUGCAGGUUCCGAUUCUAACUGGGAUAUCAAAACCGAUUACGUAUCCUCAGCUCGACGAAUGGCUGGAGCUAGCCAGUCAAGGUUACUCUCAACUCCAGCAAUACGUGGAGAGAGCUAAAAUUCCAGAAAUCAUACGGUUAUAUAAAUUUAACGGAGGUAGUAAAGAAGACAUAUUUGAUUUAAUCAAAUGGAAAUAUGCCACAGUUGUCCAGGAAGAUGUGAGGUUCUUAUUUGAUCAGUUAAAAGAGUUGGAAUAUGACGCUAAAAUCGAAGCUCCUCACUUUUUGCAACUGUCGCAAUUUUCUACUUACGUGCAACCAAUUUUUGUCUAUUACGUGGACGAUCUUGGCAUAAUGGCAAAUACGACAGAUCAUCUAGCUGCGUCGGACUUACUGUUGCUAUUUGGACCAGAUUUAUUGAAACAAAUUGGUAGGAAAGGAUUCAACUCCAACGAGAUGAGACUUGGUGCCCAAAUUAAACAGAUGUGGACGAAUUUUGUAAUAUUUGGGAAUCCCACUCCAAAUAACGUAAGAGUCAAGCCUUGGGCAAAAUAUACUUCGGAGAAUCCAUAUAUCGAGAUGUUUGAGACUAUCAAGUCUAUUGAUGUAAAAGAGGAGACCAAAAGGCGAAACAAGAGAGUGACGUUUUGGAACCACCUUUUGCCUAAACUCGCCCAACGUAGAAGUAUCCUCUCGAGCAAUAUUCCAAAGGAGUUCCAGAACAGUCCAGAUCCUGCUGCAGGAUUUCGACACGCUAUGUAUACCCUGGUGGCAUUGGUCGUAGCUCUAAUGGCUCUUUUGGUGAUAUGCAUUAUUUUGUUGAAAAAGCGGUCGAAGGAUAGAGAAAGACACAUACAUCUGGGAUAUUAAUGUCGGUUGUUUUAAAAUACAAUUUUAGGCAAGGAUACUAGACGUUUGAAAUUUCAGGCUUAAACAUGCGUGAGAUUUGAUUGCCAACAAGUUUACAAUUGCAUGACAAGUCGCGUCGUUAGAUAUCUGAGAAAAUUCAACAUCAAUAAAUUUACGUAGUCAUAGUUUGUAGGUUAUAAUCACGGAGACGGUAAAAAUUAGAGGAAGUUGUGACGGUGGUUAAAAAAAAAUAUGUAGUAAUAAAAAUGAGUCAUACUACAUGUUGACAAAUGGUGUCCUACUUUGUAAUCAAAUUAAUUAGCUUCCAAUUUUUGAAAUCAAAUGUAGUUCUGUUAAUACUAA
Messenger RNA from Anoplophora glabripennis (Asian longhorned beetle), 2617 nucleotides. Its product is annotated as liver carboxylesterase 4-like. The coding region runs from base 437 to 2275 and encodes 612 amino acids. Gene Ontology annotation, molecular function: signaling receptor activity; neurexin family protein binding. Gene Ontology annotation, biological process: synaptic vesicle endocytosis; presynaptic membrane assembly; neuron cell-cell adhesion. NCBI's taxonomy places the organism in Eukaryota, Metazoa, Arthropoda, Insecta, Coleoptera, Cerambycidae. The record is from RefSeq and is a predicted model, not a curated record. Gene Ontology annotation, cellular component: cell surface; synapse; postsynaptic membrane. The transcript is spliced from 8 exons.